AGAAUAACAGCCGUACCACAAUUCCACGGCAAUUGGAGGGACUUAAAAGCAAUCCAAAAAGGGAGCCUGAACAACUAGUGAAAGACUGUAAAAGUGAAAGGAGUCCCAGAUUGGUAGAGUAGCAUGGUGUUUUCAGCCAUGGCAGCAGCAUCCUCUUGCGUGGGAUCAGUUAAAGUUUCGACGUUGGGUUACAAUAUGGGUGGAGGUAGAAGAGAAGUGAGAAUGAAGAGAAGGGCUUUCUCCAUUUCAGCACAACAGCAAGCGCAAGCCCAGGAAUCAUCAGAUCAAGUGAAGGUACAGGAAGAGCAAGAGAGGGUGAAGCAACAGGGAACAGCACCAAGGCCAGUGGAGGCUCAAGUGAACGUGAAGAGCAAGAACAUGAGCAGAGAAUACGGAGGGCAAUGGUUGAGCAGUGUCACUCGACAUGUGAGGAUCUAUGCCGCCUACAUCGACCCUGUUACGUGCGAGUUCGAUCAAACCCAGAUGGACAAGCUCACCCUUAUUCUCGACCCCACCAAUGAGUUUGUGUGGAACUCGAACAGUUGUAAUAAAGUCUACUCUUACUUCCAGGAGCUUGUCGAUCACUAUGAGGAUGCACCAUUGACCGAGUACACGCUUCGCCUGAUUGGUUCAGACAUAGAGCAUUACAUAAGGAAGAUGCUAUAUGGUGGGGAGAUAAAGUACAACAUGAAUGCCCGAGUCCUCAACUUCAGCAUGGGAAAGCCUCGAAUUCUUUUUAACAACAAUGAAAUCCAACCUCAGGAUGAGUAAUGAGAUGACAUAUUGGAACCAAUAAGUAGUGGAUGCUUUAAGAGUGUCCAUUCAAGAGGUUAGCACUUCUAUCAAUUGUAACCUUUUGCUCAUCUUUUGAAUCAGUAUUAUUCAAGACUAUUAAACAUUGUACAUAAGCUUGCAAACGCUUCCUUCUAUCACUCUUGAAUAUGUGAAAUUCAGCAGCAUUGAGGUGAAAACUUAUCAUCCAUUAAUAUAAUAAUCCUCCAACUCCUA
This is a messenger RNA of Humulus lupulus (European hop), 1008 nucleotides long. Its product is annotated as NAD(P)H-quinone oxidoreductase subunit M, chloroplastic. The record is from RefSeq and is a predicted model, not a curated record. The coding region runs from base 124 to 771 and encodes 215 amino acids. Gene Ontology annotation, molecular function: oxidoreductase activity, acting on NAD(P)H, quinone or similar compound as acceptor. The transcript has 2 exons. Lineage: Eukaryota; Viridiplantae; Streptophyta; Magnoliopsida; Rosales; Cannabaceae.